CCUAGCCCUCCUGUCUUGCAGCCGCCCCCGCCGUCCUUUCCGCAUCGCAGUCCUUCUCUCCCCCCAGCACGACACUACGAGCCGGACAGCAGUUUCGUGAGACCACCGCCGAUGAGGCCAAGGAUGACGUCACAUCGCGGACAGGCGCCCAGCCGGGGACCGCCGAGGAGGCGGGGAGGGGGAUAUGGACCUCUUCCGCCUGCUGUGAGAGUGCCCGAGAGGCCUCGGCCUGCAUUUCCAUCGAGCCCGCCGCCGGGCGUGGCCCCAUCCGAGCUUCCUGAACCGCAGAACAGCGAGAGGAUGGUGAUUCGGAGGACUUCGGGGUUCGCCGAGGCAGGCAGUAUAUUCUUCUGGUCUGAAUGGCAGAGCAUUAUUGGUGAUGAAGAGCAUUCAUUGAUGACACGAGACACAUACAUGACAGCCACACCUUUCCAUAUGCGCAUUUCCUGUGUGUGUUGUGUGCAGGUUUCAAGAGUUCUCUUGUUAAUGCCCUCUGCAAGGCGCCUGGGAACUGUUUGUCUCUGAGCACACUCGAGGUACUUACACAAGCUUCAGGACAGAUUGAAAGCGAUCCCUUUCCUUAUUCGUGGCCUUAUAUUCCAUAUGUAUGUCUAUGUCUGUCACAACAUAUAUUCAGUCGAGCAUCCCCCGGCAAGAUCGCUGUCUCCCAGACCACUGCAGUUUCAUUCUCACCCACACCGAUGCGUUCCACAUGAGAAACUGGCCCCCACAAACAGUCAGUGAGAAGAGAAAGAUUUGCCUACAUGACAUGUGCCCACAGGUACGAAACACAUGAGAUUUCUCAUCUCUCUCUGUUCAGGGUGGCGAGAAUGCCGUGGAGGUGGUGUUGUGCCACGCGCCCGACGACGAGAAGGCCUAUGCGGUUCUCCCCGGCCUGUCGAAUGCCGAGGCCGAGGAGGCCUGGAUGCACCAAUGCAUCGGAACCAUCGUAAUCACACCUCCAACACUGUAGAAACAGCAGCACAAAGAAGCGCAGUCGACAUUCCUUCCUAUGUGCUAGUGUGAGUUGUCGUGCCGGAGUCGUUCUCGGCUGCCAUCCGACGCGCCCCUGCCCAGCGACGUCAACAUGUGCCGAUAUAUCCCCGUGGACACCCUCAAGGGCCGCGCCCCCCGCCCCAGCCCCUCCCUCCCCCGCCUUUUCUCAUUCUGGCGACACGUAUGCGGGUAACUAACGCUUGUCUGUACGCACCUGGACGGACACACGCACAUGCAUAUGCCUGUCCAACGUUUGUAUGCAUGGCAUGCAGAGACGUCUUCGUCAUCGAGUCGGUGGAGAGAGUCGACCAGGGCCACAUGCGCCGUGUCGAGUGCUUGCGGCUCGCCGAUGGCUGGGAGGAGGCGCUGACACGCAGGUCCCUCCAGGAGAGGGGGGCCUCUGCCGUUCCUGCCGCUGCUGGUUCUGAUGGUGCUGGUAGUGGCGUGAGGGACGACCCGAACGAGGCCCUGAGACGCCACCAUGCGUAUGAGCGUGCGAAGGAGACAUGGCUGCUGCGGCUGCUGCAGUGCCUGCUCGACCUCGAUUGGUCGCCUUCCUUCUCCCCGGCCGUCCCGUGUGUCACGGUAGACCCCCCGACCUGCUGGAUGCCCCACGUCGUCGAGGGGCGGCUCUGCCACGUCCGGCUGCUCAACAUCGGCGUGCUGGAGCGCAUGUGCCCCCCUCCCUCCCCCCUCCUCCCCUCUGUGAAAGCCUUUCUCGCCAUCCACCCGUUCCUCUUUCUCGUGAUGCCUAGCCGUUCCCGAGACGCCAGUGGGGACUUCUUCGCCGCCAUCCAGCCAUCGGUCCGGGCCGCAUCUGAGCUCCACUCCCUCAGCAUCCAUGCGCUGCCCCCCAGCAGCAGCAAUGACGGCCAGCUGUCACGGCCGCCGCCUGCUGGGCGUUCACGAGGUCCGUCCCGUGGGCGGUCGAGUGGCGUGGGUGCUUUGGGUAUGAGGGGCGAGACAAAUGCUGCUGGUGCCGGGGGUCCUGGGGUGAGAGGGGAGGAGAGGGAGGGUGCCAUGUCGGUAGUGAGGUCGGAGAGCAAGACACCGGAUGUCGCCAUGGGGGUUGAGGCCACAGCGGCCCAGGGGGGCGAUGGCGCCGCGGUGCUUAGACGGAGGGAGCUGAAUGAGUCGAGGAAAGAGCUGAAGGUGAGCAAGACAAGGAGGAAAGGCCUGUUUGCGAUCCACUCACCGUCCCUUCCUCCUUCAUGUCUCACUUAAUUAAUGCGGGUAGGCUCGUGUGGCUGCCCUGAAGGAGUCGAUCGAAGACACGCAGAAGCGGCUGACCCACCUGCGAUCUGACGAGUAUCUGCGCUCUGCCAAGGAUGCCUUCAAGAAGGAGCUUCGCCAGCAGCUGGCGGAGACAAGAAAAAAUGCCAAGUAACCACGCACAUCACAUGAAAGCCGGUGCGGGUCAUGGCAUGACACACACACUGGUUUUGCCCGUCAGUCCCGAGUUUUCGAGACGCAAGGCUGAGGCGGCGGAGCUAGCGGCGUUUCUGAACUCACGGCUGCCUUCCCUGCAGGCGUGGCUCAAGUGCCAGCAGUGCAGCAAGGAGCAGGUGACUAACACAGGGACACAACAACCACUGCCAUGCACACCGAGGUCCCAUUUUGGCCUGCCCCACGGUGUCUCAGAGUUCUGUCUGUGUGAGCCCCUGGUGGGAAAGGAGCAAAAGAGGAAGGAGGAGUGAUGGCCUGCACUUGUUUUUCUUCCAGUGAAUGGCGGCUGUGUCGCGAUGUAUGUGUGGUCUUGUUCAGUGGCCACCGUCUGUGCGAGGCGUGCUGCCCCGACUCCUAUGACGACUCCCCAAACUGUUCCGUCUGCAGCACCUCCCUCACCCAGAUUGUCGCCAUGCAGCUCCCUUCCCACCCCACAAACCACACACACACAUCACCACCCCCAGCAGCACCCGGCAAGAGGCCCCGUGAUGACGAUGGUUCGGUGGAUGGAGAGGGGGAGGGGGAGGGGGAGGGAGAGGGGGACGGAGAGGGGGAGGGAGACGAGUCGUCGGCAGCAGCUGCUGCUGGAGAGGUGGUCAUCAAUCGUGGGAGGGGCGGGGCCAGGCGGAGGAUACAGACGACUGUGCGAAACAAAGCGACUGGGGAGACUAUGUCCUUCACAUCACGCGUGAGUGAGACCGAGACACAGUACAGCAGACAUGCCUGACCUCUGUAUACAGCAUGUCAUGUGUGUAUGUGUUUGUGUUUGGCAGCUGCAAGCCACGCAGUACUUCGCGUCUCGCGACGAGUCGGGCCGGACGGCCAACGCCCUCUACACGAAUGUUGCUCAGAAGCGCGACUUCAGCACCACAGAGCCAGAUGGCACCAAAGCUCAGUGGGAGGUGCUGUGAAUGAAUGAGGAGAGAAGAGAACCGUUGAUGAUAAUAUGAUCACAUUAGCUAGCUAAUGGGGGAGGUGUGGGGGAAAUGUGCGUGUAGGAUGGAC
Molecule: messenger RNA, 3447 nt
Organism: Vitrella brassicaformis
Lineage: Eukaryota; Vitrellaceae
Source: the annotation of a GenBank genome assembly